This is a messenger RNA of Rhinolophus ferrumequinum (greater horseshoe bat), 4720 nucleotides long. It is a transcript of the gene IL5RA, whose product is annotated as interleukin 5 receptor subunit alpha. Gene Ontology annotation, molecular function: cytokine receptor activity; protein binding. Bases 1 to 2106 code for a protein of 701 amino acids. The record is from RefSeq and is a predicted model, not a curated record. Gene Ontology annotation, cellular component: external side of plasma membrane; membrane. NCBI's taxonomy places the organism in Eukaryota, Metazoa, Chordata, Mammalia, Chiroptera, Rhinolophidae. The transcript has 12 exons. Gene Ontology annotation, biological process: immunoglobulin mediated immune response; cytokine-mediated signaling pathway.
AUGACAACGACAACGACGCCUGCGCCUGCGGGUCUCCGGGUUCACUCGCGAAGCACCGACGACUCUGUCCCCCGAGUCCCACCCACACCUGCCCUCGGUUCUCCAUCGUCACACCGCUUUCCACUUCAGGUGACCUCCGUGAGGCGGCAGCAGCGGCCCCGACGGAAACCGCCGAGGAACCACUCCCUUCCUGGGAAAGCGGCUGGAGAGCGGCGUUCCCCACCAGGGGCGCGCGCCCCUUUCCCAGCCCAACCCGGGCCACGGCGUUCGGCUUCUUCCACCCCCGCCUCAACUCGGAAACCGCCCCGCCCCGGGGACCCGGCCCUGAAGGGGCGUGCGCCACCCCCCCCCCCAGGUGCUGGACCAAACGUCUCAAGGGAAGGAAACUGCCCGGGGAGGCCCGAUGACUCAGCCACUGGUCGGCCGGCACGUGGCGGGACGCGGCCCGCGACCUCCCCGUCGGGCUCCGUCCCCGUGCCGAGGAGCCUCUCACCGCCCCAGAGCCCCUGCACCCCGGCCCCGAGGGCUGACCCCGCACGGGGAGGGCGGGCCGCUCGGGACUCCACCACUGACCCAGCCUGCCGCGCGCGCCCGCUCGCCCCCCACGCGCCAGCUCACCCGCCCGCUGCCGCCGUUGCCGCCGCGCGCACUUCCGGACGGCGCCGAUGCGACGUCACAGACGCGCGCCGGCCGGCGGCCAAUGGGAAGUGGCAGCAGGACGUGGGCGGGGCCCGGGCUGCUCACUCUGUCCCUCCCACCUGGCCUGGCCGCUGCGAUCUGCAGAGCGCCGUCUCCUGGCCUUUCCGAGGCCUGCGCAGGCCACCACGCCACCUGGGAACCCUGAAUUUGAUCAUCAUGGCAUGUGUACUCCUGAUUCUUUUGGGGGGCGCAGUCAUACUGCCAGCAGACUUACUUCCUGAUAAAACAUUUUCACUUCUCCCACCUGUCAAUUUCACCAUGAAAGAGGCCGGUUUGGCUCAAGUCCUUUUACGUUGGGAACCGAAUCCGGAUCAAGAGCAAAUGAAUGUCAAGCUAGGGUAUCAUGUGAAAAUAAAUGCCCCCCAAGAAGAUGAGUUUGAAACCAGGAGCACUGAAAGCAAACAUGUGAGCAUCCUUCACCAAGGCUUUUCAGCAAGUGUGCGGACCAUCCCGUGGCACAACCACACCCUCCGAGCAAGCAGCUGGGUUUCUGCUGAGCUCAAAGCCCCACCAGGGUCUCCUGGAACCUCAAUUGUGAAUUUAACUUGCACCACAAACACCGUGGCAACUAACUGUACACACUUACAGCCAUACCAAGUCUCUCUUCACUGUACCUGGCUUGUCGGCAAGGACGCCCCUGAGGACACACAGUAUUUCCUCUACUAUAGGUAUGGAUCUCAGACCGAAGAAUGUCAAGAAUACAGCCAAGACACACUGAAGAGAAAGAAUGCAUGCUGGUUUCCCAGGGCUUUUAUCCAUAGCAAAGGGCGUGACUGGCUCGCAGUACGUGUUAACGGCUCCAGCAAGCACACUGCGAUCAAGCCAUUUGAUCAGCUGUUUGCUCUUCACGCCAUUGAUCAAGUAAACCCUCCAGUGAAUGUCACAGCCAGGAUUGAAGGAACCCGUCUCUCUAUCCGAUGGGAGAAACCAGUUUCUGCCUUUCCGGCCCACUGCUUUGAUUAUGAAGUGAAAAUUUACAACACGAGGAAGGGUGCUUUUCAGACAGCAAACAUGACGACCAGUGAAUUCACCUCAACAGUUAGGGAUAUUUCUAAGUAUUCUGUUCAAGUGAGAGCAGCUGUGAGGUCUGUGUGUAGAGCGGCGGGUCUCUGGAGCAAGUGGAGUCAACCGAUUGAUGUGGGAAAUGAUGAGCCAAAGCCCUGGACAGAGUGGUUCCUGGUUGUGCUGAUGACGACCGUCUGCAUCGUGUUCAUCUUGUCACUCGUCUGCAGGAGAUGUCACUUAUGGACCAAGUUGUUUCCACCAGUUCCAGCACCGAAAAGUAAUAUUAAAGAUUUUGUUGUAACCGUUAACUAUGAGAAAAGUGGUUCCGGUGAAACAGAAAUUGAAGUCAUAAGUUAUGUAGAAGAGCCUGAACUUGAGGUGCUGGAAGAUUUCGUGUUUUGAUAGUCACUGUGGCAUUCUGGAAAUGAACUCACGCUCACAUGCCUCAGUGAUAAGAAGCAUGAGAACUGCUGUUUCUCGGCUAAGAGGACUUCAGAAUUUACUGAACACUAUUUAGCUGAGAGGCAACACAGCCAGAGGCAGCUCUUAAAAGCGUGGAUGCAUCUCAGAGUGCGCUCCCUCACCGGAGUGAUUGAUUGCUCUGGCCGCCCUGCCCUGCAUCCUCUCCGCACUCGGUGCACAGUGGCACCGCCUCACCUGCCAGUCUCUGAGAUUUCAAUUAUUUACCUGGAAUGUUUUUGGGCAAGAGACUGUUUUCAAGGCUAAUGUCAUCGGUGCUUACUUCUGGCAGUGCCAGUGGGACUGUUGAAGCUGCCUGUGGUAAAACUCAGUGAAAAUCGCAGGAAGAAAGCACUUUGCAACAGUCUGGAGUGAUCGCGAACUGGGGUUCAAGAUUGUCUUUCUUUCUUUCUUAUAACAAGUGGGAGCUAUGGCCCUCUUCUUCCCUGACUUGAAUACGUUGGAGGAGGGUGAGGGGAAGAGGAAGAGAGAGAGAGAGAGAGAGAGAGAGACGGAGAAGCGUUAUGCCAAGACCCACAGGCACCAUCGAGGUCGCAUGAAUGGAGCAAGCUCAUUUAACACAUGCACUAAUACAGCACUCCAUGCCAAAAGAGAAGACACGAUUUGAAGAUUGUGUUCUUGAAGGCAGCCUGUAUAGACCGGGAAUAUACUGAGAAAGGCGUGUUGGCUUGUGAAGGGAUCACUGGAUCAAGGAUGAAUUCCUGAGGAGACCUUUGCUGACAAACACUCAGCAGCUGCUGGGCGCCUGGACAAACAGCACCCGCUGGACCCCACCUCUUAGGUUUGGGGGAGGGCCUAUGGGAUCCCACCAAACAUCCCACCCAGACAGGAUGUCCUCCCCUCAAUAUCCUCCUGUGAGAGUCUGCAUCGAGGCUGGGCCUUUGUGAUGGGUGACUGGCUGCAGGUAGAACGAGUACAGGUGUGUCCUGGACAGAGAGGGCGCAGGAGGAACACUGGCCCCCACAGGGACUCAAACAGUGCUGCCCGUGCCUGGACCUGAGGCGGGAAGCAGAGCAGAGGGGAGGAGGUCACAGUGCUCAGAACCCCGCCAGGGUGGCAUGCUGGCAUAUGCCUUCCGGAGGUGGUUCAGUGCUCGUUGUCCUGGAAACCACCCACCACAACCAGCCGGGAAGGGGGCUCUGGACUACAGGCACGAAGCGUACGACUGCUGCCAGCCGCUGCUUGUUUGCAAGGGUUACGCACCGACUGUUUGUGUCCUCCCCCCGCCCUCAAAUCCGUAUGUUGAAACUCUGCCCUCCAAUGUGACUGUAUUAGGAGGUGGGGCUUUUGGGGGCUGAUUAUGCCCUGAGUGUGCAGCCCUCUGGAAUGGGACCGGUGCUCUUAUAAAGGGACCCUCGAGAACUUUCCUUCUCCAUCUGGAGCUACGAGAAGUCAGCAGUCUGCAACCAGGAAGAAGGUUCUCACCAGGACGCGACCAGGCUGGAACCCUGACUUUGGACUUCCAGCCUCCAGACUGUGAGAAAUAAACGUCUGCUGUUCCUAAGCACCCAGCUUGUGGUACUUUGCUCCAGCAGCUCGUGCUAACAGGCCAAGUGGGCACAGCCGCACCAGACGCCUCACACGUCACCUUUCAUCCCGACAAGCCCACAUCGCCCGUAUCACACCCCCGUUCCCCAGAAGCAGUCACUGAGGCUCAGAGGGAUUGUUAGGUAGUGAGUCGCUUAGUGAAGACUUGCGUCCCAGCCCCACGGGACCCGGUCUGUGGCCGUGAGCAGGCAGCACCAUCACAGCACAGAACACCAGGCCCACCUCAGGGCUCCCGAUGGAGCAGGUCUAGGUGGAGUCUGACAACCUGCCUUUCUAGCACGUUCCCAGGUGCUGCUGCUGCUGGUUUCCUGACCUCACCUCAACAACAGCUGCCCUGGGCAAGUCUGAUGAAUAUCAAAAUUUAAUAUGUAAUGUUCUCUCUGUUGAGGGAACAUGUGCUAGAAAAGUCCUGCCACAAACAAUGCCACUUUUUUGGACGACUGUUUCCUGUCUGAUUGCUUUCAAACCAGGGCCGGACACGUAGGAUUGCAGACACUGCCUCUGUCCAGGAGGCUGUGAGGAGCCACCCUCUGGAUCUCAGCAGCCAGCCAUCACCUGGGCACUGAGACCCAACCACCCUCUGGUUCUGGGGACGUGUGUGUCAGGGGCAGCACGGAGCCACCGUGGGUCUCCCUGUGGAUUACGGCCCUCCCGUUCCUCACUGCCCAGCUGUGGGACUCACACUCAGUCUUUGAGAACCCACAUCCUACGUCUCCCACUCCACGAAGCCUUAACACUCAGAGUCCGGUUGACGCAGCCUCUGGGGUCUUACUCUGGGCCUCGUCCCCUCUUGGGGCCAGUGCAGUAGGGAACUUACCAUCCAGUUUGGGCGUCUGUCCACUGGACUGUGCCACAGGGAGGUGAGCUCCUGUACAAUCAGUCUUUUUACCUGCGGUGUCUGGGACAGCACAUGACCCUUCGGAAGGACAAAUGCUUCUCAGACCCUCUGAAACCCUCCGUCACCCUGGCCCAGCUCCUUGCAUAGAGC